AUGGCCUUUCUGCUCGGCCUUGCCGGUCUUGCGCUGAGAUCGACUCGCCACCACGACGGGUACGGCCAGGGGUAUGGGUAUGGCCAGCCAUCGAUGCACCAGACGCGUGCAGACUAUUACUGCCAUUUGCCCGUUUCCGCCGUCAACCAGCAGGCGCGGGCCGACUAUUACUACCGUGCGCCCGUUUCCACCGUCAACCACCAGACGGCGGCCGGCGGCAACAACAUCAGCACCGGAUACUAUGCACCGCGGCAGCGGCGUGGCUGCUGCGGGCGGAAAGCACAGCGCCGCUAUGAGCGCGAGCUUCGUCGGGAAGCUCGAUCGGCACGACGAGUGGAGCGCAAAGGAUACCCGUCGCAGGUCGCGCCGGCUCCCGCGAUGAGGAAUGACGGUGCGAGGCCGACGGCUCCCGGCCGGGACGUGUUCGUGACCGAGGUGCGGCGCGAGACUCGGACGAUGGGGGAGGCGCCGCCUACGUACGAGGAGCUGGAGCGAAGCGGAAGGAUUUGA
Drechmeria coniospora is the source of this 510-nucleotide messenger RNA. RefSeq lists its product as uncharacterized. NCBI's taxonomy places the organism in Eukaryota, Fungi, Ascomycota, Sordariomycetes, Hypocreales, Ophiocordycipitaceae. The transcript has a single exon. The record is from RefSeq and is a predicted model, not a curated record. Bases 1 to 510 code for a protein of 169 amino acids.